Symsagittifera roscoffensis is the source of this 1717-nucleotide messenger RNA. RefSeq lists its product as uncharacterized. The record is from RefSeq and is a predicted model, not a curated record. The transcript has 6 exons. Bases 976 to 1596 code for a protein of 206 amino acids. Lineage: Eukaryota; Metazoa; Xenacoelomorpha; Acoela; Convolutidae.
GUGCAAAUGUUUGCGGCCAAGUGCAAAUCACUUUAUGACAGUUUUUACAUAUACGUUAUUUCAAUUUUUGGUUACAUGAAUUACUCAUCAUCAUUUCAACUAAAUGAGAAUCACACCGAAUUUAAUUCUACAACUCGCACUCAUUUGGUUGCUGUCUUUUACCAUCGGAACUAUUUUUUUUCAGAGCAAGAACACUUUCUCAAACAAUGAUUCCUCCCAUAUUGAAGAAAUCAGUAAAAAAUGCAAACAACGAAUCACAACUUUACCCUUACCCAAACUUGGAAAACGCAGUUAUUUUGCCAAUUUACCCGAAAUGACUCUUUUAAGUCAAACAACAAUCGAAGGAAACACAAAGCAAUUCGUGAUUGGUUACAAGGCUUUCGAUUAUGACGAUUAUCUCGAAAAAGGUCUGCCUAAUCGACAGAUAAUAGUACUGACUAUAUCUCGAUCGUUUCUAACUCAAACUAGCAGUUCAAAUCCCAAAUGUAUGUUAUGGAGAUCUAAUGAAGACAUCAUUCCGAUAUUAGUCAAUGCGGACUAUAUUUCCAUAUCUGGGCUCAAAAAGCUACCAAUUAGCUACAACGACUACGUCGAAAUGUCUGGAUUUCUGUGCCAAAUUCCCCCAAGCCAAACCAACACCAAAUUCCAGUUCGUGUCGAUCUUCCGGCAGAACAGCGUAGAACAAGAAUCAGACACAUCGCUCAGGGAUAUCAUCACUGGCUACUUGGAGAUUGAGACAAGCAAAGAAGUGAAUGAAAAAGAACAGAAGCUGUUCGGCUACUGUGGAUCCACUUGGUACAAACUAGAGGAUCAGUCUAGCACGGAUCACUAUCGACUACUGGAGUUGUCGAUUACAGGGAGGCCCCGGCCUCCAAUUCGAGUUCUCUGGACAACUGGGACUUACUACAGAGGGUGCAGCCACUGGUGAUUAAUGAGUGCUUCAUCCGCAACAGGAACAAGUACAAGUACAUCCUCAUGUCAGACGCAGACGAGGCACUCGUACCUCUUCACACGCCAAUAUCCACUGCUGAAGCAGCAGAUGACAAAUUGCCUAACUGGAAGUCUCCUCUGGAGCGACUGCUGGAGCAUUUGGGCGUGAAUGAAAUGAGGCGCUCGCAGCUGAAGAGAAUUAAAUUCACGCGGUUCAUGUACCCUGUGCACUGUGAGGCUCUAGUAAAGCAGAUGGUACCUGACGCUUCGCACUACUACACAGACAUAGACAGUCCCUUCUAUAUGUCAAAGAUUCUGCAAGGUGGUCCUCAGAGAAAGAAUGGCAAGAGUCUCAUUCCCACCAGUCGGUGUCAGACUGUGAAUGCACACGGAUGCGAACACUCCGUAGAUCCAACAAACGACGAGACACUGCAUGUGGAUGAGCACUUAGCCAGAGUGAACCACUACCGAGAUGCACUCAUGAUAAGGUCCGAGGACGUGAACAAAGAAGAGCAUGUGAUGAAAUCGGAGUGCCUACAAAUGAUAAAUAUAGCAGUGAACAAGACAGGCGCACUUGAUAACCUCAUCAUACCAUACGUGGAUGAACUGAAGAGUAGAGUGAAGUUAAAACAAGAGUUGAUUUUCAAUCGAUUCAUGCCAUCAUGACCAAACACGCCUUGUCUAAGUCGGAAACGAAAAAAAAAACUAGUAAUUGAUUUUUUUAGACAAUGUUCCUCAUUAUCAAAAUCAGAUAAUUUUUAUUGUUUGAUGUGUAUUGUAAUUCUAU